Molecule: messenger RNA, 756 nt
Organism: Auxenochlorella protothecoides
Lineage: Eukaryota; Viridiplantae; Chlorophyta; Trebouxiophyceae; Chlorellales; Chlorellaceae
Product: Dihydroneopterin aldolase
Exons: 2
Coding region: 1-756 (251 amino acids)
Biological process (GO): folic acid-containing compound metabolic process
Cellular component (GO): cytoplasm
Molecular function (GO): dihydroneopterin aldolase activity
Source: RefSeq, a predicted model, not a curated record
AUGAGUCAGGGGCCGAGGCCGAGUCAGCUGGAGGGAGGGCGCGGGAUGUACGGUCCUCGACACCUGCACCUCGGCUUCAUGAACAUCCUGUGGGGAAGCAAAUUCGUGUUUAAAGACAUUCCAACCAAAUCGCAUCGGCCUCUGAUCAUGCUGAGGCUGGCCACGGCGAGACUGGGAGCCGUGGGUACGGGAGGGCGGAGCCUGAGCGCCCUCGCCGGCCCGCGAGAUCAGGUACACCUGCGCGGCCUCAUUUUCCACGGGCACCAUGGCGUGUACGAAGAGGAGCGCAAGCUGGGCCAGAAGUUCAGGAUCGACGUGACCCUGGACACCUGCUUGGCUGAUGCCGGCAAAAGCGACGACCUCAAGGAUGCCAUCAACUAUGCCAUCAUCUACAAGUCCGUGUUCAGGGUUUUUGGUAUGGAGGGUGCAAUUUACAACUCCAACCCUGCUGUCAUGCUGCACGAUCUACAGCGCGGCCUCCGUAACAUCAAGCAUGUUACUGCAGCCUCUGUAGCCUCAAGCAUUCCCCAUCCACGUCUGCCCGCAGGACGGUGGAGGGUGUGGUCACUGGCCCGCCGGCCCAGCUUCUGGAGUGCGUGGCGGAGCGCAUCGCCUCCGCCAUCCUUUCCUCCCAGUCCCGCGUCAACGGCGUGCGCGUGGAGGUGGCCAAGCCGCACGUGGCCGUGGGUGGUGUGGUGGAGGGCCUGGGCAUCUCCAUCUACCGGCCCCGGGUGGCUGUGUGAGUGCAGGCCUUAG